This is a messenger RNA of Psilocybe cubensis, 1851 nucleotides long. RefSeq lists its product as uncharacterized. NCBI's taxonomy places the organism in Eukaryota, Fungi, Basidiomycota, Agaricomycetes, Agaricales, Agrocybaceae. Gene Ontology annotation, molecular function: tyrosinase activity. The transcript has 7 exons. The record is from RefSeq and is a predicted model, not a curated record. The coding region runs from base 1 to 1851 and encodes 616 amino acids.
AUGUCUCGCAUCGUGAUUACGGGUGUUACGGGUGGCUCUCCUAACCGUCUUGAAAUCAACGACUUCGUCAAGAAUGAGAAAUUCUUUUCUCUUUAUAUCCAGGCUCUUCAAAUCAUGGCCUCUGGGACUUCUCAGUCGGACUUCCAGUCGUUCUUCCAGAUUGGAGGCAUUCAUGGACUCCCUAACAAGCCAUGGGAUGGUGCCGUUGGGAGUCAACCUUGGGAUCCUAACACUCAAUGGGGAGGAUACUGUACCCAUGGAUCGGUCCUGUUCCCGACGUGGCAUAGACCCUAUGUCAUGUUAUAUGAACAAAUUAUGCAAAAACAUGCUGCAGAAGUGGCGGCGAAGUAUACUGUCGACACCGCCAGCUGGGUCGAAGCUGCUGCCAACAUUCGUCAGCCUUACUGGGACUGGGCAGCUAAUGCUGUUCCUCCUGACCAAGUAAUCGCGAUGAAACAAGUCACCAUCACCGGCCCUAACGGAAAUAAGAUCACCGUUGACAAUCCUUUAUAUCACUACAAGUUCAACCCUAUUGAUUCUUCGUUUCCGAGACCUUAUAGUCGGUGGCCGACCACCCUCAGGCAGCCUACCAGUACAAGGCCUGACGCUACGGACAAUGUUACACGACUUAAAAACGUAUUGCGAGCGGCCCAAUCAGAUAUCACGAUGAGCACAUACAGUAUGCUAACACGCGUGCACACCUGGACUGCAUUUAGCAACCAUACUGUCGGAGACGGAGGAAGUACCAGCAAUAGUUUGGAGGCCAUUCAUGAUGGUAUUCAUGUCGAUGUUGGAGGCAAUGGUCAGAUGGCUGACCCCUCAGUGGCCGCCUUUGAUCCAAUUUUCUUCUUGCACCACUGCAACGUCGAUAGGUUACUCUCUCUUUGGUCAGCACUGAAUCCUGGCGUCUGGGUAUCUAAAGGUGACUCCGAGUUCGGGAGCUUUACCAUGCCCCCUGAGAUACCCGUUGAUGAGACCACCCCUUUGACUCCCUUCUGGGACAGUCAAACAUCAUUUUGGGCAUCGUCUUCUACUCAAGACACGACCAAACUUGGGUAUACAUACCCAGAGUUUAAUGGCCUCGAUAUGGGAAAUGCUUCAGCAGUGAAGACAGCAAUAGGAAAUAUUGUUAACCGUCUUUAUGGCACUUCCGUUUUUGGAUCCUUUGCUGCUGCUGCGCCUUCUUCGUUUGGGACAACUGCAGCGUUCGCUAUCCCUGCUUCUCUUCCUGCACCUGAGCAGAGUCCUCCCGCUACCGCGGAGAAAGCGACCGAGCAGCACGUUCUUUCAGCCCCUUCAGCAUCUCGUGAUAUCAAAGAGGCAGAGUCAGGGCAUGGACCGGCUUUGCAUACUCACCACAUCAUUCCUCCCAGCCAAGGGCUGUAUGACUGGACCGCUCGUAUUGAGUGUAAGAAAUACGAGAUUGGGACAAGCUUUUCCGUUCUCAUCUUCCUCGGCACUGUCCCCGAGGAUCCCAAUGAUUGGCUGGUUGACCCGCACUUUGUUGGUGCUCAUCAUGCUUUCGUCAACAGCAGUGCGGGAGAGUGCGCCAACUGCCGAAACCAGAGUGACCUCGUCAUUGAAGGAUUUGUCCACCUCAACCGCGCUAUUGUAAAACAUUCUGGACUGAGCUCUCUGGCACCUGACGCCGUAGUGCCGUAUUUAUCCAAAGAGUUGCAUUUCAGAGCACAGAAGGUCAAUGGAGAGGUGGUUGAGCUGCAAUCACUCGAGGUCAGCGUUUUUGGUACUCCUCUGACUUAUCCCCCCGGAGCAAUAUUCCCUGUUGCUGGAACUCCCAAGCGUUAUGGUGGCAUCACUUACGGCCGCCCAGGUGGGAGCCGACAUGCUUGA